Messenger RNA from Iphiclides podalirius (scarce swallowtail), 444 nucleotides. NCBI's taxonomy places the organism in Eukaryota, Metazoa, Arthropoda, Insecta, Lepidoptera, Papilionidae. The record is from the annotation of a GenBank genome assembly.
AUGGUGUCACUAAACGAUCCCGCUGUGCAAUCGUACAUAUUCUACUCCGGAGUUCUGGCCUUGAAAGUGUUAGUAAUGGCGGUCCUCACGGGGAGAGUGAGAUACAGUAAAAAAGUGUUUGCCAACCCAGAAGACGCCAAAUCAGCCAAAGGCAAAGUGAAGUUGGACGAUCCCGACGUAGAGAGAGUGAGACGGGCGCAUUUAAACGACCUCGAGAACAUUCCGGCGUUUUGGAUUCUGGGAGCGUUAUACCUGACAACAGCGCCGGUCGCCGCGUGGGCUACUCUACUCUUCAGAGUCUACACUGCUUGCCGCAUUGUCCACACAAUUGUGUAUGCGGUGAAACCCUUGCCGCAACCCGCGAGGGCAAUCGCCUAUUUUAUUCCAUAUGCUAUCAAAUGGUACAUAGGCUUUAAGGUGAUCUCACACUUCGCCACUGCACUG